Molecule: messenger RNA, 6460 nt
Organism: Mizuhopecten yessoensis (Yesso scallop)
Lineage: Eukaryota; Metazoa; Mollusca; Bivalvia; Pectinida; Pectinidae
Exons: 16
Coding region: 250-5472 (1740 amino acids)
Biological process (GO): glycosaminoglycan metabolic process; ganglioside catabolic process; carbohydrate metabolic process
Cellular component (GO): membrane
Molecular function (GO): polysaccharide binding; beta-N-acetylhexosaminidase activity
Source: RefSeq, a predicted model, not a curated record
GACAUGUGUAGUUUCAGGCCUCACUCUAUGUACCUGAUCUAGGGAAAUAUACGUAUAUAACAUACUGUAGCUUACAAACUACUUCGAACCAAUACAAACGGUAGACGACAGAGUUUGUUUACAAAGCAUUGGUCGGGUCCAUUCAGUCGUUAUCUGGAGCUGUAAACGAUUACAGAGACAGAGGAAUCCAUGGGCGUCAAUCAUACCACAUGUCUGUAACGCCAGACGUACACACCGUGGUCAAAGAAUAUGGAUGUCCAGCUAGCCUUGUGCGUGGCCUGGCUGUUGACCAUCAUACCAAAUCUCUCCCUCGCUUCAGUAUCACAGCCUGACCUAGAUUUCAUAUCGUCUAACCUUGAUAUCAAAGUCAAGGUUGAGGAUAAUCUCGAGUAUGAUGGCGGGAGACACAAAUUUGUCAUCACACUAAAAAACGCCGGAAACCAGCAUAUCAGGGGAGAUAACUGGACAAUAUACUUUUAUAGCUUUUUCAUGUUGGAGGGUGAACACCUCCCUCGCCCCGGAGGGUACGAAGUUCCAGGUCAAGGGGUCAGAUUACAUCAUGUGACCGGAUGUCUCUUCGGUAUGGCGCCUACAGCAACCUUUGCUAGCCUGAAUUCAAUGGAAACCAGAGAAGUUGUGUUUUUUGGCGACAAUUGGGCAGUAAGUAGGUCGGACGUACCCCCGAACUGGUACAUAGCAUCUGACGGGUUAGAAAGUAGACUUAUAAAUAGUACAGCAUUCGGAAGUCGCUUUGUUGAGGAUUUUACCUCCGUCAGACAGUGGAAGCGGUACAGAACAGAUCAGUAUAAUCCGUACACACCACGUGAUCGGACCACGAGGUACGGAGAGAACACGGCGGGACAGUCAACAAAGAAACAAUACAUCAUACCAACACCAAAACGUAUCACAGAAACCAGCAGCCAAUUUGUCAGCGUGCGAACCGGAACUUGGCAAAUACGGACCGGAAGUAAAGAAACUGCCCCAGAAGGAAAAUACCUGGGAGAUCUCAUUCAUUUGCCUUUUAACGACUCCAAUGUGAAAGUGAGAAACACAAUAUUUCUCGACCUUGACCCGACCCUGACUGUCUCCCCCGAAAGUUACGUACUGACCGUCAAUCGAGAUGAGGGGACCGUCGUUAUCCUGGCGAAUCACAAGGCUGGUCUCUUUUAUGGUGGUCAGUCAUUGGCCAGUCUUCUGGCUGGUAAUGACGACGAGCAGAUACCGGAAAUCACCAUCUCAGAUGAACCUCACUUUGAAUUUCGUGGAAUGUACAUUGAUCUUGCAAGAAACUUCCACGAUAAGAAUGACCUCAUGCGAUUAAUGACCGCUAUGGCAGCGUACAAACUGAACAAGUUACACCUCCAUCUUGCUGAUGACGAGGGUUGGAGAAUAGAAAUCCCAGGACUUCCGGAACUCACUCAGGUAGCUUCAAAUCGUUGUCAUGAUCCCAAUGAGGACCAAUGUCUAUGGCCUCAACUUGGCUCUGGUCCUCAUAACGUCACCUCAGGCUCAGGAUUUCUUACUAAGGAAGACUAUCUAGAAAUCGUGCGCUUUGCCAACGAGCGCCACAUAGAAGUGAUUCCGGAAGUAGAUACACCUGGACAUGCUCGCGCAGCUAUUAUCGCGAUGGAAAAACGAUUCCGGAACUUAGAGCCGAGUAACGUCACGGCUGCGUCUGAGUUCCGCCUUAUCGACCCGGAUGAUACAUCACGUUAUUUUUCAGUACAGAUGUUUUCAGACAACGCCAUUAACCCGUGUAUCAACUCCACGUACAGAUUUAUCGCCAAGGUUAUGGAUGAGAUACAAGAGAUGCACGUACAGGCCGGCCAGCCAUUGAACAUUUACCACUACGGCGGAGACGAAGUUCCGUUGGGUGCUUGGGUAAAUUCUACCGCUUGUAAGAAUAUCCUGUCGGUACUUCCGCCUAGUGAUGACUCCAAGUACCUUAAACUUUAUUUCCUUAACAAAACUUCAGAACUUGCAUUCAACCGUAACCUAUCAUUAUCAGGCUGGGAGGAUGGCUGGAUGGAUGGGGCGGGGAACCCAUUUCGUAGAAACAUGUUCCAGAACGGUGCCGUAAUGGCCAAUGCCUGGGACAACGUGUGGGAAUGGGGAGCUGCCAAACGGGCUUAUAGCCUAGCCAAUCAAGGUUACAAGGUGGUACUGUCCCACGUGACCCAUCUGUACUUCGACCACCCGUACGAACCUGACCCGGAAGAGAGAGGCCUGUACUGGGGCCCGAGGUUCACCGACACAUUCAAAACAUUUGGCUACGUAACUAGUGACAUGUUCAAAAACGUCGACGUGAAAAGAUCAGGGGAGAUAAUCACAAAAGCAGAAGUUUGUAAGCAGGACAACUCUGGAUGCCCACCGUUAAAAAGACCAGAAAAUAUCAUAGGUCUCCAAGGACAUUUAUGGUCCGAAACUGUGCUAUCCAGUCAACUGUUCGACUACAUGAUUUUUCCGCGACUUUUGGCUGUGGCGGAAAGAGGUUGGCACCGGGCAUCAUGGGAAGACAUUGAUGACGAGUCGGACCGGAGGUCAGCCAUUAUGGCCGACUGGAAAGUAUUUGCUGAAAGUCUCGGAACGAAGGAGCUCAGUCGUCUGGAUGCACAGGGCAUCCAAUACCGCGUUCCUCCACCGGGAGCUAGAAUUGAGAACGACAUUGUUUUCCCGACUGUAACUUUCCAAGGACUUUCGGUUGAGUACAAACGCAAUGACCAAUCAAACUGGAUGGUAUCGACUUCACAGGGUGUGCAUUUCAACAGAAGUGACAUAAUCUAUCUAAGAACCAGGUCAGCCAACGAUAGUAGGACGAGCAGAGUUGUGACAGUGAAGACAGAUCCGGUUCUCAAAGCCACAGACCAAACUGUUAUCGACUACAUAGCUGAAAAACUAGACGUCAAGGUUGAAGUAGUCGAUAAUCUACAAGACGAAUCUAUAGGUUCAAUGCGCAUGACUUUGACUAAUACUGGUGUGCUCUCCAUAGGUGCGUCAAGCUGGAACAUCUAUUUUGACAGUGUUCGACUUCUUCAACCAAACCAUUACCCCUACCCUGAAGGAAUAACGUUAACAGGGGUAGAUCUGAGACUAUACCACGUGAGCGGAAGUUUAUACCGAUUAAUUCCAGAAACUUCGUUCAAACCGUUUUUGCCAGGGCAGAAGUUGUCGUUCCUGUACCAGGCGAAGUAUUGGCAGGUGGCGCGCACAGACACCAUGCCGAACAUGUUCGUUGGGGGCGAAGGAAUGGCAAGCAAGGUCAUACAAUCAACACAGGGAGAGCAGCUACAGUUUGUUGGUGAUUUUACUACAAAGAAUCAAUGGAAAAGAUUCGUAUACGACCAGUAUGAUCCAUUUCUUGCCCGCACGAGACACACAAUAAACUCUGACGUCACAGAUAUGGGACAUGCUGGGAAACGUUUAAUCCCUACACCAGUUACUGAGUCGUUGACGGAUGGGACCAAACUGACUGUCACGGCUGACUGGGUCGUAGUAAACUCAAGCCACUUUCCGCAGGAAAGCGCGUGUCUAGCAGAUAUGUUCAACCUGUCGAUCACCAGCACCAGACCAUCUGCCAAGUAUAUUGAAUACCAGAAGGAGGCAGUGCUUGUCAGAAAUUCUGACAUCGUACACUCUGAAGCUUACAAAGUUGCGAUUGAUGCUGAAAAUGACGUCAUCAUAUUAACAGCCAAUCAAAAUGCAGGAGCAUUUUACGCAAUGAAAACACUUCAUGCACUGUCGAGCGCAAUUCAGACUGGAAGAGAACUUCCGAAUGGAACUGUGGAAGAUGGCCCUCGUUUCAAAUACAGAGGGAUGCAUCUGGAUGUUGGACGCAAUUUUCAUUCAAAAGCCGCAGUUAUAAAACUACUUGAUGUCAUGGCAACGUACAAAAUGAACAAAUUACAUUUUCACCUUUCUGAGGACGAGGGAUGGAGGCUCGAGAUACCGGGGUUACCCGAACUGACAGAUGUUGGCUCCAACCGGUGUCACGAUGAAGCCGAAGUCAAUUGUAUCGUACCACAACUGGGCUCAGGACCUAACAAAUCCACCUCCGGUUCUGGAUACUACAAUGUGUCUGACUAUAAGGAGAUACUUACAAGCGCCGCCGAGCGACAUAUCAUGGUCAUCCCGGAGUUUGAUAUGCCCGGACAUAUACGCGCAGCCAUUAAAAGUAUGGAGGCCCGUCGUUUGAAAUUUCCAACAAACGAAACUGCAGCGAAGGAAUAUAUUCUUACAGAAAUAGGUGAUCCGUCAGUGUAUCUCAGCGUUCAGAUGUUUACAGAUAACGCGAUGAAUCCCUGCCUCGAUUCAACUUUUAGAUUCACAGAAAAUGUGAUAACAGAAGUUAUUAAAAUGCACAAAGACAUCCAGCCGUUGCAGAUGUUUCACUUCGGCGGAGAUGAGGUAGCGAAAGGGGCGUGGUUAAACUCCUCCGCCUGUCAAUCAUUUAUGGCAAAUACCAAUGAUAUCAGUAGCCUGUCGGAUCUCCCAGAAUACUUCGCGAAAAGAGUAGCCAAUCAGGUGGCAGCACGGGGUAUUAACGUCGGUGCCUGGGAGGACGGUCUAAUGAAGAGUGCAAAUGACCCGUAUGACAGAGCCAUGCUGCCCAACAACAUCGAUGUGUACGGCUACGCGUGGGACAAUGUGUGGGAGUGGGGCGCGGCCGGGCGAGCCUACCAUUUGGCCAAUGAGGGCUACAAGGUGGUGCUGGCGCAUGCGACACAUCUAUAUUUUGAUCAUCCGUACGAACCUGACCCGGAGGAGCGAGGCUUUUACUGGGCUACACGUUACACGGACACGCGCAAGACGUUCGGCUACAUACCUGAUAACUUUUAUAUGAACGCAGAUGUCAAAAGGUCAGGGGAAAGCCUAACACAGGAGGAGAUAUGUGCGGGCCCAGUGUGUCCGACACUUACGAAACCAGAGAACAUCGAAGGUAUACAAGGACAGUUGUGGACGGAAACUGUUCGUACAGACGAACAAAUGGAUGAGAUGAUUUUCCCGCGCUUGUUGGCUCUCGCAGAAAGAGCAUGGCAUAAGGCACCGUGGGAGGACUUGGAGGAUAAAACAGCAAGAAACGCUGGACAGAAGACGGACUGGAUCGAGUUUGCAAAUACCCUAGGCUAUCGGGAGUUAUCUGUCCUUGACUCUAGGGGCGUUAAAUACCGGGUGCCGCCUCCAGGGGGCAUGUCUAAAGACGGACAUCUCGUGGUGAACUCUGCCUUCCCUGGUCUACUGAUAGAGGUCAGCACUGACAGUGGGAAAACAUGGAAGGAGGUCAAAAGAUCAACCACGGUCACGCCACGGUCAUCAAUUCUGUUACGAACAAAGUCGGCCGACUCCCAACGUACCAGUCGCGAGGUGUUCCUGACAGAUUUGUCAAUCCAGACAUCCGGGUCUACGAUUCCAUUCAUCAACGUCAUCAGUGUCUUAACUUGUAUCAUAGGCUGCGUACUGCAGACAUUUCUUUGAUUUGACCAACCUUUUGCGAUUUGCUGGGAUGUGAAAGUGUCGAAAACAUUGACAAACUUAUUGUGGUUUGUCGGGGGUGAAAGUGUCGAAAACAUUGACAAACUUAUUGCGGUUUGUCGGGGUGUGAAAGUGUCAAAAACACUGACAAACUUAUUGUGGUUUGUCGGGGGGUGAAAGUGUCGAAAACAUUGACAAACUUAUUGCGGUUUGUCGGGGUGUGAAAGUGUUGAAGGUUGUGACAACCUUUACGCGAUUUGUCGGAGUGUUAAAGUUUUAAAAACGACAAACUUAUUGCGGUUUGUCGGGGUGUGAAAGUGUUUAAAACAACGACAAACUUAUUGCGGUUUGUCGGGAUGUGAAAGUGUUAAAAACAACGAAAAACUGUGAAAGUGUUUUAAACAACGACAAACUAAUUGCGGUUUGUCGGGGUGUACUAGUGUGACGUGAAAUGUAGUUGAUUCUCGUUAACCCGAACACAGCGUGGACUGUCUAGGUUACCGAGUUUCACUUCUUGUUUUUGUAUGUAAUAUAUUUUAAACAGAUAUAUGAUAUACCUCUUCAUUGAUUUUAUAUUAUCGUCUAUUUUUGUACCUUCCAAUCAUCGAACAAAUGACUCUGUACAGAGGUUUUCUAUCACCAUAUCACCAAGUAAGGCUUGCCAACGUGUUAGUUAUAAUAUAUAUUGUAAAACAAUGAAUGCCAUCUAUUGAACCUACUAUUCGGGACUCUUCCUGAGUAUUUAUAUAUCUGUGUUCAGAAUACGAUUUGCAAUAUUUAUUAUAUACGGACUCUUGAACUUUCUACACAUUUUCUUCAUGUUGGUAAGUAUGGAUCAUACAAAAUUCUUUUUACGCAACCAAUGUUAGUUUCUAUGUGACGUUUCGAUGGCUAGUACGACAUAUACACUGUCGCCUUCAUCAGACAAAUUACCAGUGAAGCGUAUGAACACAAAGGUGUAAAAUGUGAACGAGUUGUCCACAAAAUCGAU